Messenger RNA from Oryzias latipes (Japanese medaka), 1224 nucleotides. RefSeq names its product ADP-ribosylation factor-like protein 14. Gene Ontology annotation, molecular function: GTPase activity; GTP binding. Lineage: Eukaryota; Metazoa; Chordata; Actinopteri; Beloniformes; Adrianichthyidae. The record is from RefSeq and is a predicted model, not a curated record.
UGGUCACAGAGGGGAGGGGUCACAUGGUCUUCUUAAGGCACCAGUCUCAAUAUAAGCUCACAAAGCACAGACACACAAGCCUUCAUACAAACUCAAGAGGAUAAAGAAACUUUUCUGAAAGGGAACUUGUGCUCCACUGGAACAUGGGUACGCGUGGAUCCAAACCCAAGAAACAAGCGCAGGUCUUGAUGCUGGGUCUGGACGGCUCAGGGAAGACAACACUGCUCUACAAACUGAAAUACAACGAGAGCGUGGUAACUGUACGGACGGUGGGUUUUAAUGUGGAAACCCUGGAAACCGACAGGAGCAGUCCAGAACUGACAGUGUGGGAUGUUGGGGGUCAGAGGAAGAUGAGGCCCCACUGGAAGCAUUACUAUCCUGACACCGCUGGCUUGAUGUUUGUGGUGGACAGCUGGGAUGAGAAGAGGCAGGAUGAGGCCUGCAAGGAACUCCAUCGGGUUCUGAGACACAAAAGUCUUAAAGAAGUUCCUCUUGUAAUUCUGGCCAACAAACAGGAUCUCCCUGGUUGCUGGAGUCCAGAAGCCCUCAGCCUGAAACUGGACCUGAGAAGGGUGUGUGCUGGAAGGGCGUGGUUCAUUCAGCCCUGCUCAGCCGUCACUGGGAUGGGGCUUGAGGAGGGUUUCAGGAGAAUGGUGUAUUUGAUGAAGACUCCACUGAGGCAGACUCAAGAGCACAUCAAGUUAACGAUGAAAGCAAAAGGCUUGAAGUUCACAUCAGCAAAAAAAGUCUUUUUUUGUUGCAGCUGAUAUCUCUUUUGUUCAUGCUGGAUUUACUUUUGUCUUCUUAUGCUGCGUAUUUGCAGACAGCAAAGCGGAUGCAUCUAUGAGCUCAAAGAGGUUAGGGAGAAGGGCGGCUUCCCAGAAAUCAUGGAACAAGCAGAAGAUCUGCUGGGAAUAAGAAAAUAAGAAACCAAGAGCAUUAAGGGAAAGCUUUUGGGUUUUGAGGAUAUACAUUUAUAUAUAGAUAUAUAAAUAGAUAUCUAUAUAUCUAUCUAUCUAUAUAUAUAGAUAGAUAGAUAUAUGAUAUAUAUAUUUUUAUUCAAAAUGUGUUUGUCUUCUGAAACAAAAUGAUAUUGAUUUAAUGACUUGUACCAAAUCAGUGAGAACUUAACCCUUGUGCUUUCCUGUGGGGUCCAGAUGACCCGAUCCUUACAUUGACGUGUUCUUCCUACCAUGACAAAGGUGGAUUAAGGUGAAUAGGAUU